This is a messenger RNA of Protomyces lactucae-debilis, 1146 nucleotides long. RefSeq lists its product as uncharacterized. The record is from RefSeq and is a predicted model, not a curated record. Gene Ontology annotation, biological process: protein polyubiquitination; ubiquitin-dependent protein catabolic process. Gene Ontology annotation, molecular function: ubiquitin protein ligase activity. The coding region runs from base 1 to 1146 and encodes 381 amino acids. The transcript has a single exon. NCBI's taxonomy places the organism in Eukaryota, Fungi, Ascomycota, Taphrinomycetes, Taphrinales, Protomycetaceae.
AUGCGCAAUUUAAUUGAAAGGGAUGCUGAACGCUCUGGAUUCCGCAAUUACUGGCACCAAGUUUCGCGAUACCCUGUCGCUGUUCGCCGGGAGCAUGAGCUUGAUGAUGGUUUUGCAGUGCUCUGGCCCGCAGGUUCAGCAAUCAAACAGCCACUCAGUAUCGAAUAUCAAGAUGUGUUUGGCAUGCAAGAGGCAGGCAUUGAUGGCGGCGGCUUGACCAAGGAGUUCUUGCUCGAAGCAUGCAAACAAGCCUUGCAUCCAGAUCGCGGCCUCUUUGUGGAAACGGCAGAUCGACAAUUACAUCCAGUCACAAGCCCAGCUGCUCGGACAAAGAAGGCCUUGAUGCAGUACGAAUUCUUGGGACGGCUGGUUGGUAAGUGCAUCUAUGAAGGCAUUCUGAUUGAUGCGUCAUUCGCUCCAUUCUUCUUGCUCAAAUGGAUUGGCAAGAUGAGUUAUCUGGAUGACUUGCAAUCCUUGGACAAGGAUCUUUACAUGGGCCUGCUCAAGCUCAAGGACUACACCGGAAAUGUCGAAGAAGACUUAGCGCUGGACUUUACACUGACAGAGACUUCAGCUACCGGUACAACAACAAUCAAUUUGAUCCCAAACGGCAGCGAUACUCCAGUGACACGCCUCAAUCGGCUGCAAUACAUUCACCUCGUUUGCCACUAUAAACUGAAUGCUCGCUAUCGCAAACAAGCCGAGGCAUUCGUUAAUGGUCUUGGCGCUGUCCUCAAUCCCAAGUGGCUAGCCAUGUUUUCUACGAGCGAGCUGCAAGCACUCAUUGGCGGCAACCCUGUUCCUAUUGAUGUGGCCGAGCUCAAGCGCAACACUCAAUACGGCGGCUUCUCAAAGGAUGAUGCAACAGUCAACAUUUUCUGGUACUGCCUAGAGCAUCGCUUCACCGAGGACGAGCGACGCAUGCUCAUCAAGUUUGUCACUUCAACACCGCGACCCCCUCUCCUCGGCUUCCAGAUGCUAUCGCCAAAGUUUAGCAUUCGCCAUGCAGGCACGGAUGUAGCAAGGCUGCCAACUGCGUCAACUUGCGUCAAUUUACUCAAGCUUCCUGAGUACAAGGAUGCAGAUACAUUGGAGCAGAAGUUGCGCUUGGCCAUCACCGGUCAUGCUGGGUUCGACCUUUCUUGA